AUCAUUUCUUAGCUGUUCAGCUCUAUGUAAGUACGUAAAUGGGAAGUGGUAUAUUGCCUCGGCAUAAUAGCCUCCAUGUCCAAUAUCACACUGCCAUUAUCACUAUCAUUCCUCACCACCAUCGUUCAACGAUCACCUUGCCUUUGGUACCUAUUCUUAGACCUUGUCUUAAUGUCUAGCGUUGACACACUUGCCCGCUUGCCUUGACAUCAUAGACACCUGUCGGGCAAACAUACCCUCUAUCUACACUCGCGACUCAUUCUCGACAUGCCGAAAUCACGCUGGAGCGUUGCCAUCCCAGACUGCUCUCUGCCGACAUUUCUCUUCACAUCGCCAACUCAUCCAUUAGGUUCUCAACGGGCAUUCUCAGAAGCAGCCCGGCCAGACACACACUACCUCACGCGUGACCAGUUCCGACUCUGGGCACAGCGUUUUGCCCUAGGCCUCCACCGAUCGAAACACUUCAAUAAGGGCGACCGAAUCCUGUUGUUCAGCGGCAAUGACCUCUUCGUCCCCGUCGUCUUCAUGGGCGUGCUAUGCGCAGGCGGUAUCUUCACCGGCGCCAACCCGACGUUCGUCGCUCGAGAACUCGCCCAUCAAUUACGAGAUAGUGGCGCAACGUACCUUCUCUGCGCCGAUGGAUCCAUCGACACGGGCAUCGAAGCCGCCAAGCUAGCUGGCCUCGACGCGUCAGAACGUGUCUUCGUGUACAAUGCGAACAUCUACGACGGUCCUUCUGAGGGUCUUAAAGGCUGUCGGUACUGGAGUGAUCUUGUAGCCCCAGCCGAAGACGCCAAGUCAUUCCAAUGGGACGAUCUGACCGGGCCUGGGGAGUCCAACACGACCCUCGCCCUGAAUUACAGCUCCGGCACGACCGGUGUGCCCAAGGGCGUUGAAAUCACGCACAAGAACUACGUCUCCAACACGUUGCAGGUAGCGCACAUCUCGAAGCUACAGCCAGAUUAUGAGGAGCGAAACGCCCGGUCUUCGUGGCUGUGUUUCUUGCCAUUGUACCACGCCUACGGCCAGACGUAUUACGUCGCCAAUGGCUUUCACCGCGAGAUCCCCGUAUAUGUGAUGCCCAAAUUCGACUUUAUCCAGUUCUUGGAGUAUUCCCAAAAAUUUAGAAUCACUGAUUUCACGCUCGUCCCGCCUAUUGCCGUGUUGUUGGCCAAACACCCGGCCGUGGAGAAUUAUGAUCUGAGUGCAGUCGAGCGCAUCGGAUCCGGUGCCGCGCCGUUGGGGAGAGACGUCUCCGUACAAAUUGAGAAGCGUGUUGGCACGGGACUGAAUAUGAAGCAGGGGUGGGGAAUGACUGAGUGCACAUGCUCAUUACUAGGAUGGGACUUCGACGCCAUCUCGACAUCCGCUGCUGUGGGCGAACCCAACCCCAACUGCGAAGCCAAGAUCAUGAGCGAGGACGGCACCCAGGAAAUAAUGACCCGCGGACCCAGCAGUGUCGGCGAAUUAUGGUGUCGUGGCCCCAACGUGAUGAAAGGGUACUGGCGCAAUCCCAAAGCUACAGCCGAGACACUUACAUCCGACGGAUGGCUCAAGACAGGCGAUAUAGCGUACCUGGAUGAGCAGGGCAUGUUUUUCAUUGUGGAUCGUAAAAAGGAACUUAUCAAAGUCAAAGGUAAUCAGGUGGCGCCCGCGGAGUUGGAGGCGUUGUUGCUUGAGCACCCGGACAUCGCGGACGCCGCGGUGAUUGGUAUGCCGACUGAAGAUGGGGAUGAGAAGCCCCGUGCUUUCAUUGUCAGACAGGGUGGUGAGAGUGCGCAGAAGUUGACGGAGGAUGAGGUUAAGAGGUUUGUGGACGGGAAGGUUACGAGGUAUAAACGGUUGGCGGGUGGGGUGGAAUUUGUGGAUGUUAUUCCUAAGAAUCCUUCAGGCAAGAUUUUGAGGAGGCAGUUGAGGGAUGUGACGAGGGAGAGGAUGAGGGGGGAGGGUGCGAGGUUGUAG
Molecule: messenger RNA, 1962 nt
Organism: Exophiala viscosa
Lineage: Eukaryota; Fungi; Ascomycota; Eurotiomycetes; Chaetothyriales; Herpotrichiellaceae
Product: 4-coumarate-CoA ligase
Exons: 2
Coding region: 268-1962 (564 amino acids)
Biological process (GO): secondary metabolic process
Molecular function (GO): CoA-ligase activity
Source: RefSeq, a predicted model, not a curated record